UCGUGAUCCGCCAUGGAGGCCUCGCACGCGUCCAGCACGAGCCGCUCGAUGCUCAUCUCGGACGCGCUGCGCAAGUACAAGAUCAUCGUCGGCUACCUCGUGUUCGUCGCCAUGCUCAUCGGCGUCUUCGUCGCCAAGGACCGGCUGCUGCAGUGCGGCCUCGCAGUCGGCGGCAUCGUGGUGCUCUGGACGCUCGAGCCCAUCCCCUAUCACGUGGCCUCGUUCGUGCCCCUGGUGGUGUUCCCGCUCUCCAACCUAAUCCCGGCCAAGGACGUCGCCAUGAGAUACAUGAACGACGACAUCAUCCGAGCGCUGUCGGGCCUGUUCAUCUCCAUCCUGCUGCAGACGUCCAAGCUGAACCGGCGCAUGGCGCUGUACCUGCUGCUCGCGGUGGGCACCAGCGUGCGAUGGCUCCUGCUGGUGUACAUGUGGCUCGUGUUCCUGUUCGCCAUGUUCGUGACCGACGCCGCGGUGACGGCCAUCAUGAUCUCGCUCGUGGACACCCUGGUAGCCGAGGUGUACGCCAGCAAGGUGCGCGUGCGCGUCGUCAAGCUCAACAAGGCCAACGAGGAGGCCCGGCUCAAACAGCAGCAGGCCGCGGCCGCAGUUGCCGGCGGAGCCGAACAGGAGGCCCGCGCGGCACUCGACGGGCAGGACAUCGCGCCCUACGCCGACUACGAUCACGUGCUGCACGAAGAGCAGACGCACUGCGCCAUCCUCCGCAAGGCGUUCAUGCUGGCCCUGAGCUACGCCGCGGUCAGCGGAACGGCCGUUCUGCUGGCGAACCGACCUUGCUUCAUCCUCGAGGCCCUACUGUUGGACCAGUACAACUACGGGAUCAGCCAGACCAAGUGGGUGGCCGUGAAUGCAGCCUUCGGACUGGUCAAUCUGGGUCUUGGCUGGCUGUUCGUCUUCUACACUUUCCUCCGGAUGUAG
This is a messenger RNA of Dermacentor silvarum, 936 nucleotides long. RefSeq names its product sodium-dependent low-affinity dicarboxylate transporter 1-like. The transcript has 5 exons. Gene Ontology annotation, biological process: citrate transport; monoatomic anion transmembrane transport. Gene Ontology annotation, molecular function: succinate transmembrane transporter activity; citrate transmembrane transporter activity. The record is from RefSeq and is a predicted model, not a curated record. Gene Ontology annotation, cellular component: membrane. Lineage: Eukaryota; Metazoa; Arthropoda; Arachnida; Ixodida; Ixodidae. The coding region runs from base 13 to 936 and encodes 307 amino acids.